This is a messenger RNA of Lasiodiplodia theobromae, 1170 nucleotides long. Its product is annotated as Heterokaryon incompatibility protein. NCBI's taxonomy places the organism in Eukaryota, Fungi, Ascomycota, Dothideomycetes, Botryosphaeriales, Botryosphaeriaceae. The transcript has a single exon. The record is from RefSeq and is a predicted model, not a curated record. Bases 1 to 1170 code for a protein of 389 amino acids.
AUGGACCGGACUCGAUCCAGAUUUCCUAUCCAGCACUACUUUGCACAUUUGAAAGUCUAUAGCGACCGUUCCCUUACUUUCCAGUCUGACAUCUACAACGCGUUUAUCGGAAUCGCCAACACGGUCUAUGGAGCGGAUGUCUUGGUUUACGGAUUACCACGCCACGAUUUCGAUCAGGCCCUGCUCUGGAUCGCGGGAGACUAUGCCCCCGAUGGCCGCGAUGCCGAAAACAUCACAUUGCCGAGUUGGUCCUGGGCUUCUGUUGACGGCCAAAUCGAAGUCUUAGACUAUGAUUGUUUCUCUUUCUGUGGCACUCUUGUGCAGUGGACAGUAUGUGUGGAAUCUGAGGGGCAACUUUCGCUUGAGCGCAUCGACUCUGACAACGCACCAAUAUCCUGGAUUGAGCAACAAAAUCUAUCAAUAUACCGCAACUGGGAACCUGAUAUGUCGUUGGAUGGGGGUCAUGGUCUUUCGCCUUCCCUGUAUAUGGCAUUGGUUUGGGGUCAAGAUUGCAUUGGGGCACCACGACCCUCUGGAUUUUGGUCCUUCAACAACCACACAUUCGACGAGAUGAGCACCAUGGCGCACGAUCUCUGGCCUACUUACAACGCAUAUUAUCGAACUAUGGAUUCGGGGAAAGAUCAAAGCCAACGAGAUACAACAACCUUUCCAUCAACUCGUAUCCCUGGUUCCUUGAUUGGUCGCGUGCAGACGGCAAUACUAGAGAUCCUGAUCAAUAGCGAUGACGAAUGGAAACUGGUCUAUAAAGGCCGCCAAAUUGGAGUCACGUAUUUGUCCACGUCAUCUUGGCGGCGUGGUUCCACAAUCAAGGCCAUUGCACUCUCGGUCUUCAACAUGGCCGACCCAGAGCGGAACAACCAAUUCUAUCUGCAAAAGUUCUCAUCUUGCUAUCCUAGUAUUCGCAGGGGGGUCUCUGCAAGGGAAGAGAACAAGAGGGUUGUGGCUGCCGGGGAGGAAAUAUUGCGGGACCCGAAAGAAAAUCUAACGUUCUUCGAUUGCAACGGAGAGGCUCUCCUACCGCCCCCCAUGCUGAGGCUCAUGAUUAUCGAGGAAGACGGCCCGUCGUACCGUCGAAUUGGUCUGGGGUGGGCGUAUCUGGCGCGUUGGGUUCAGACAGAUCGCAAGUUUGAGACUGUGACGUUGAUAUGA